CUUCACGACACCUCGCGACAUUUGCAGGCAGAGUUUGCGGCCGUCCAAUCAGAUUGGAUGCACCGAGCAGGCUGCGCAGGAGCACAGCCAAUCACAGAUCAGAGAGGAUCCGCGCGGUCCGCCGCCCGCCGCCUCUCUCCCGCAGCGACUGAUCCACUCUGCCCAGCGACCUGCCGCUCCGUGCCGCAGCAGCGGUUGCUAGUCGACAGGCUGCCGCUGCUCUCCGGUUGGGAUGUGACAGAGGUGCGGUAGACUACCGAGACCCAGACCUCAUCCAGGACGAACCGGGAGAAGGGGGACCGUUCCGGGUUGAAUCGCCUGUGGCUGCUCCUCUGAAGCUCUUCCUCUCCUCCACCUCGGUACAGGAUGGAGGACACGGAGACGGAGCUGACGGUGUCGGAGUCGGACGCCCUGGGAGCCGACUUCAUCACGGUGGAGCUGGACACGCAGCCCAUCGAGUACGUGGUGAAGUGGGCCGAGGUCGGCUCCAAGUUCACCAUCUCCUGUGUGAAGAAGGACUCGGACGACCCGUCGGACCUGACUGCUGACCAGCUGAAGAUCGAGACGGACGAGGCCUUCUUCGCUCCGUACGAGGAGGUUUACCCCUGCGAGGUGACGGAGCAGAGCGUGGAGAUAAAGACAGACUCUGACGAGGAUGAGGAAGACACCGAGGAGGAGCACGAGGUGCUGGUGGAGGCAGGGAGCAGCCAGCUGGACGGCGAGGCCGACUCGGACCAGGCUGACUUCGAGCCGGACGAGCGGCAGUACCGCUGCAGCUACUGCGGGAAGUGUUACAGCCACGCCUCCAGCCUGUACCGCCACCAGCAGACGCACACCGGGAAGAGCACCGGGGCGCCGCCGCCCGCCAAACGGGCACUGGAGCCGACGCAUCAGGAUGCACGUUACACCUGCCCCCACUGCGGGAUGAGCUUCAAAGGCAGCAGGAUGCUGGGGAGUCACCUGCGGCUGCACGGGAAGCGGCGGAUCCACCCCUGCAACAUCUGCGGGAAGGAGUUCAACCACAGCUCCAGCCUGUCGCGCCACCGCCUCAUCCACAAGAAAGGAAAAGGAAUCCCCAAGGACGUCGCCCUCGGCCCCAACGUGGCCGCCCUGCGCCACUCGCUGAAGGCGAGCGGCAAGAACAAGAAGACCAAGAGGCAGCAGCGGCAGCAGCAGCAGCAGCAGCAGCAGCAGCAGCAGCAGCAUAUGGCGGCCGCCAUCAUUCAGAGUCAGGGCGGCGAUAAGUUCUACGCCUGUCCGCAGUGCGACAUGAGCUUCAGGACGUCCACGCAGCUGUCAAAACACCAGGUGACCCACGUCAAGGAGCUGCUGGACAACUACACGCCCGGCAAGGAGAACCUGGGCGAGACCUCGUCCGACCUCAAGAUCCGCCUCAAGCUCUGCUCCCGCGACAAGCCCAACUUCUACACCCUUUGUAAGAAGAACCGCCGCCGCCGGGGGGGCCGGGCCGGUAAACGAGGCCCCGCCACCUCUGAGGAGGAGGAGGGGGGAGGAGGAGACGGAGGAGUGGGAGGAGUAGGUGGAGUAGGAGCCGGUCGCCACGGCUGCAGCCAGUGUGGGAAGCGGUUUAGCCACGCCUCCAGCCUGGCGCGGCACCAGCAGACCCAUAGGGUGGGGGACGGUGGCGGGCGGGGAAAGGUGCAGCAGCACCAGAAGCAGCUUCUCGCCAAGACCGGACUCCCCGCCGCCAAGACCAAGACCUACACCUGUGCGGCCUGCAACAAGACCUUCAUGCACUCAUCCAGCUUCUCCCGCCACAAGAAGGCGCACAUGGAGGAGGAGCAGCGGGCCCGCGCCGCUGCCGCCAAACGCCGGAAGAGACCUAUCUUAGACGAGACCGCCCCGCUGGAGUCCGACUCCGAGUGACGUCGCCCGGCUCUGGACAGGGUUUGGACCGGUUCUGGACCUGUUCUGGGUUGGUUCUGAAUCAGCAUUGACUGGUUCUGGACUGGUUUGGGACCAGUUCUGGAAAAGUUCUAAUUUGGAAAAGUUCUGGACCAGCUCUCCACCAGUUCUGGACCAGUUGGGGACAGAUUCUGGGCCGCUCGUGGUCGUCCAGGUUUUGGGAACUGGAACACGUUGAUUCUUCUCUGGUGUAGAUAGCAGCAGGACAUCCAUAUAUGGUCGUAUGGCAUGUCAUAACUGACCGUUAGCUAAUUGCUCUUCAGGAUGGGAUUAGAUUUAAAGUGUAACCCCACCCGCCCCGCCCCCAGCCCCGCCCCCUCCUCCACCUGUCUGUUAGGACGCUGGUCACUUUCGUUUUGCCCUGUCCACACCCCAUUUCCCAUCAGCCACCUGAGGAGAGCUGCUGGGAAUCAGAGUCAGCUGCUAGUCCAUCUGUUUCAGGCCACGCCCACCUGCCACCACAUUUCCCAUCAGCCCCAGGACCUCUGUUCAUCAUGCAGAGUAUUAUGGGAAACUGAGUCCCUACAGAAAAGAUUUACAACAACAGUGAAACCUGUAGAUUCAGUUUGUGUUUGAUAUUUCUGAUUAAUAAUCAAAGAGCUGAGAUCAGACGACAUCAGGCCAGUUUGGUUUGAUGGAAGUUUAUUAACGACAAAGUAUUUUUAUUAUUUGAGAGAAAUCCCGAGUUCUGUGUUUCUGUGUUUAUGGUUUUCUCAAAGUUUAGUGAAUCAUCAGUCCGGACCGUGAAAAAAGACUUUCAGACAUUUUUUUUUUGGUUCUCAGAAUUUGGAUUUGUUUUUUUGUGUUUUUUUUUUUUUUAAUUGUUAUUUAUUUAUUUAUUUUUGUCCCCUUUGCCCUCGAUCUCUUAUGAAGAGUUUAGAGUAAGAAUCUGAAGAUUUUCUAGAAUUUAAUUCUUAAUUGAUAAUUUUUCUGUUGAUCAACUUUUCGUUUCGGCGCAAAAAUAAUUUUCCAACUGAACCAGAAUUUUUUUUUCUCCCAUGUUUCUGAACAGUAACAACAAUCAGCUGAUUUUUGUCGUUGAUAAACCUCCGUACAGGUCCGAUCUUGUUCCCGUCAGAGCAGCGGCUCCUUUACUCGUCUCCAUGUUUGUUUUCUUUCUCCUCUUUUUUUUUUUUUUUAAUUUGUUUUCCUCUAGGAUGUCACCGCCCAGUUCCUCCCUGAGUGAUUUUGAUUGGCUGAAGUUCUUAUUGGCACAACGUUCUGAUUGGUUAACUGUGUUAUAGCUUUGGUAUUUGACAUUUUAUAAAAGGUUAAAAUGUGAAAUCCGAGCAGACGAGCCGAUUGGUCGGAGCUGGCGUUCCUCCACAUUAAUGUAUGCAUGAAGACUAUUACUUGCAGCUAGUCGGCCAUAUUCGUAGUUUUUCAGCUGGGUGUGUUUGAUGACCGAUCCGCAGCGUCUGAUGUUUGGGUUUCUCGUUUUAGCAGCAGAGUGGUGGUGUUGGUGGAGGUCGACGGGGAAACUGCACUACUUAUUUAUGAAUUUGGAACAAUGUUGUAAUAUAUAAAUAUAAAUGGUAUUUAAAUGUGAUUCACAAGUUUAAAAAAAAAAAACAAAAAAAAAAAAAUCAAGAGAGUGUCUAGGCCUGGCCUAGCUGCCCUCGUUACCGUAGCAACAUCACCGUCACCUUCAUUGUUUAGCAUCGUCAUCAUCAUCAUCAUCAUCAUCAUCAGCAUCAUCAGCAGACAGGAAAAGACUCAGCAGACGUCUCGUUUUCCAAGUUAAAGUUUUCAAAUCAGUUCAUUAACAAAAUACUGUAACAGAUGUUUGUCUGAGGCAACAUCUGGACUUCAGCAAAACAAGAGUUCAAACAAGAGUUCAGUUUAACCCAGUCUGACAAAAAGCAGCCGUUUCCAUAAAGAACGUGUGAUAUUUUAUUUGGACUCGAACAGAGACGACAAUCUGAGGCGACAUUCAGACAAAAAUGAUUUCAAACAUCGACUUAAUCAUAGAUUUUCUGAGCAAACACUGGUUUCAUUAAUUACAUUUAGUUUUCAGGAAGUACAGACGGGAUUUGGGAAAAUCUGGAAUCGAACGUUGACGUCUGUCUGAGACGACCUCUGGACUCAAGCGGUCAAAUAACACAAAAAUUAAAAUGUUGCUUUUAUUAGUUGAUUGAAGAGACGAAGGUACGGGUGUAAACAAGGUGGACGUCACAUCUGAGACAACAUCUGGACAAAAUGUUUCAAAAGCUCAUUUAUUAAUGACAAAGUCUAGUGAAUUCUGUGAACCAGCUGUUAUUGUGAGAUUUGGUGACAGAUGUUUGCACGUCUGUCUGAGACAACAUCUGGACCAAAAAUGACCAAACAAAUUGCUUGAGUUAAAAAGUCAAAAGUGAAAUUGUGACUGAAACAGGGGAAACACUUCAACGUCUGAAUCUGACGUUUGGGCAAAAACAUUGGAACAAAACGGGAAUUUGUUUUGUUUUAUUGGUUCAUUGAAAAGACAAAGGUACAAGUAUUAACAAAGGAGUUUCCACAAAGUUAAUGUUUUUGGUGAUUUGAUGACAGAUGUGGACUCAAGCGGACGUGACAGAACAUCUGUCAAGGCUGGUGUCAGCUUUAAACUGUUGGAGGUUCUUUACAGAGUCGGACGUCUCGGACCAAAACAUGAAGGAACAUCGAGUCAGAGUCUCAGAGUUUUUCCUCCCUGACAGACGGACCAGCUUUCACCAAAAUAAAAGCAUCAUCUUUGGACGUCAGUGGACCCUGAACCCCCCCCCCCCCCCCCAACAACUUUUUGCUUCCUGCGUGUGGAGCCGUCUGACGGCGGCAGACACUGAGUUUGUGAAUAACGAUUCCCUGUGUGAAUUGGAUUGGACUUAAUUUAACGGUGACCUAUUUAUAAAUGUGUGUAGGCGGCAGGUUGUCGGAGUCGCACUACAAACUUCCCAUAGAGACGAAAAAGAAGCACUCGGUGCCCCACGCUCCACCCCCUCCCUCCCACGCCACGCUCCGGGUUCUCUCUCCUCGUUUCGGGCCUUGAAGCUGCCGUUCUCCUCCUGUCCACAGCAGAGUUUUGCAUUUAGAUCCAUGUUGUGUUGCUUGUUUUCGUUUGGUUGGUGGUUUCUCAGCUUCACCUGCAGAUAGAAGGUUGUUCGUCAUUGUAUCGUGUUUGAAUAGAAUAAACCCAGUUGACAUGUUUUGUCUUGCGUUUUGUAAUAAACCUUUAAAAGUA
This is a messenger RNA of Seriola aureovittata, 5122 nucleotides long. Its product is annotated as zinc finger protein 883. Lineage: Eukaryota; Metazoa; Chordata; Actinopteri; Carangiformes; Carangidae. Gene Ontology annotation, biological process: regulation of transcription by RNA polymerase II. Bases 367 to 1887 code for a protein of 506 amino acids. The record is from RefSeq and is a predicted model, not a curated record. The transcript has 3 exons. Gene Ontology annotation, molecular function: RNA polymerase II transcription regulatory region sequence-specific DNA binding; DNA-binding transcription factor activity, RNA polymerase II-specific. Gene Ontology annotation, cellular component: nucleus.